Messenger RNA from Branchiostoma belcheri (Belcher's lancelet), 10178 nucleotides. Its product is annotated as Golgi apparatus protein 1-like. NCBI's taxonomy places the organism in Eukaryota, Metazoa, Chordata, Leptocardii, Amphioxiformes, Branchiostomatidae. The coding region runs from base 135 to 6566 and encodes 2143 amino acids. The transcript is spliced from 49 exons. Gene Ontology annotation, cellular component: Golgi membrane. The record is from RefSeq and is a predicted model, not a curated record. Gene Ontology annotation, molecular function: fibroblast growth factor binding.
AGUUUCUAUGUCUCCCUCCGCAUCUCGUUCCAAGAUGGCGUCCGUGCGACGUGUCUUGUCGGCUGUCGCCGUCAAUUCUGUCUUCCUCCUGUUGCUAGCAGGGCUGACUGUGCAGGAGGGCGAACAAAAACUGCAUGUGGGGAGUUGGAACCAGCCAGGAGCAGCACAGAAGUCACGUCGGAAGGCGGCACCAUUGCAGCAGUGGCAGGCAAGGAUACCACCUCAAAAUGUGCCAGUCCAGCAACAACCAGUACAGCAGCAACAGGGACAGUUACCAGUACAGGGACAGCAGGCUCUACAGGGGCAGCAAGCCCAGGUCCCACGGGUCCAGGCAUAUAAUGCCGUUCCCCAGCAAAUGUUACAGCAGAAUGCUGCAGCGCAGCCAAAGAUUCCCAACCAGCCAAAUGCACCCAUCCAACCAAAUGUACCUGUGCAGCAAAAAUUUUGCUGCUGCCAAUCCACCAAACAUGAUUGUCCCUCUAAACAAUGCUGGCCAACAAAAUGCUCAACUUGGACAGGUUCAGAGUAUCAAUCAACAGGGAAAUAACUUGGAUGUUGGUGGUGUUGGUGGGUUUGCUGGUGGUGGUCUGGGUGAUGGGGGAGAAGAUUUUAGAGAUCAAGGUCAACCAGACCUCCAGCCCCUUCCCGGAAAGGUUGCUGACAUAAUGAAGCGAAACAAAAAACUUGUCCAAAAGGUCCAGGAUGUGAAGAAUGAGGGAAGGCUGCCGGAGGUGCCCAGGAUUCCGCUCAGGGCUCAGAACGACCCGCAGAUGAAGGUGAAGUUGGACGGAAUCCCGCAGAAGUUAGCGGCACCCGCAGCAGCCAACCAGCGGUCCGGCGGGAAGGGACACAUGAGGAUCGCAGACAACGUGGCCUGUCAGGAGGACGUCCAGCGACUCUGUGCACACAACGUCAGGACAAACAACUUCGCCAUUCUGGACUGCUUACAGAACGACCGACCGAAAGACAAUGACCUAUCACCAGAAUGCCACCAUUUCUUGUGGGACUACAAGAAGAACCUUACCAAGGACAUCCGGUUUGACCAAGCUGCCUACGAGGUUUGCAAGGAGCCUCUUGCUCAGCUACCAGAGUGCAGCAAGUUGGAGACAGGGCAGGGCCUGGUCAUCAGCUGUCUGAUGGACCACAAGGGCAACAUCAGCAACCAGCAGUGUCACCAGUUCCUGGUCAAGAUGACCAGCAUCGUGUUCAGUGACUACCGGCUGAUAGAGCAUUUUGUAGAGGAUUGCAGCGCGGACAUCCAGAAGUUCCAGUGUGGGAGGGUGAGCUCCAGGGAUGAGGAGAUUGAUCACACUCAGGGGUCUGUGAUCAACUGUCUUCAGAAAAAAAUUGGAAAAAAGGAUGGUCUCCAAGUUUCCUGCAUGAAACAGAUCCUGAGAAUAGGGGAACUUUCUGCUGAUGAUUACCAUGAAGACCGAGCAUUGUACUUUGCCUGUCGUGAAGACAGAGAGAGGUUCUGUGAGAAGAUAAGAGCAGGGGAGGGGCAUGUCCUCAAGUGUCUGGUGCAGCACAAGUUUGAACACGACAUGAGUGACGACUGCCGAGAAAAGCUGAUAAUACGACAGCGCAUGGUGAGCCAGGACUACAAGGUGAACUACGGCCUGGCCAAGAAGUGCAAAGAAGACAUCAAGCACUACCACUGCAGGGUAGAUAACAUGCCAGAGGGGAAAUUUGCCAAGUUAUCCUUCAUCUUACUUUGCCUGGAGAAUGCCAUACAGAAGGGCCGUCAGGUGAGUGGUGACUGUCAGGGGGAGAUGUUUGACAUGAGGCGACAGCUGAUGUCAGAUUUCCAGAUCUCUCCCGAGAUCGUCCUGAACUGCCGAGGUGAAAUUGAGAGCCUGUGCAACGGUCUGCAGAAGGAGGGCAGGACUAUCCACUGUCUCAUGCAGAACGGCAUGGACGACUCCAAGACUGGACAAAACAGGCUGAGCAAGACCUGCUUGAUAGCAGUGCAGUCUCUAGUGAAGGAGGCAGAUGCAGGGUUUGACUACAGGAUGGACGUUGCCCUGCAGGAUGCCUGUGAACCAGUGGUGCAGACUGCCUGUAAGGACAUCAAACCUGGAGAUGCCAUGAUCCUGUCAUGUUUAAUGGAGCACCUGUACACACCCUCUAUGGUGGAGGAUUGUGAGGAGAAGCUGCUGGAGCUGCAGUACUUCAUCUCCAGGGACUGGAGGUUGGACCCACGGAUGUACAGGAAGUGUGCCAAAGAAGCGGAGCGACUCUGUAACGCAGGCCCAGACUGGAACGAUACCAACGACAACCUUCCACCAGGAAUCGUCUUCUCAUGUCUCUACAGGCAUGUCUACAGGAAAGAUGAAGCAAAGCUAAGCCACGCUUGUGCGUUUGAAGUGCGCCGCGUGAUGCACCAGAGAGCGGUGGAUGUGCGGCUGAACCCCAUGUUGGAGAAGGCUUGCCUGCGGGACCUGGGAGAGUACUGCUCUGAGAAUGUAGAGAAAGGAGAGGUGGAUGUGUUUGAUGGGGCAACUUUACAGAUACCGCCUGACCAGGAAAUGCACUGCCUCCAGGACAACUUCAAGAACCUGAGCAAACCCUGCAGAGAACGAGUGGGCAACUUCACCCAGAUGUCAUCUCAGGAUCUGGAUCUGGACAGAAUCUUCAUGAUGUCUUGUGCCCCUAUGAUAAAGAGGUACUGUAAGUGCCGAGAAAAGCUGAUAAUACGACAGCGCAUGGUGAGCCAGGACUACAAGGUGAACUACGGCCUGGCCAAGAAGUGCAAAGAAGACAUCAAGCACUACCACUGCAGGGUAGAUAACAUGCCAGAGGGGAAAUUUGCCAAGUUGUCCUUCAUCUUACUGUGCCUGGAGAAUGCCAUACAGAAGGGCCGUCAGGUGAGUGGUGACUGUCAGGGGGAGAUGUUUGACAUGAGGCGGCAGCUGAUGUCAGACUUCCAGAUCUCUCCCGAGAUCGUCCUGAACUGCCGAGGUGAAAUUGAGAGCCUGUGCAACGGUCUGCAGAAGGAGGGCAGGACUAUCCACUGUCUCAUGCAGAACGGCAUGGACGACUCCAAGACUGGACAAAACAGGCUGAGCAAGACCUGCUUGAUAGCAGUGCAGUCUCUAGUGAAGGAGGCAGAUGCAGGGUUUGACUACAGGAUGGACGUUGCCCUGCAGGAUGCCUGUGAACCGGUGGUACAGACUGCCUGUAAGGACAUCAAACCUGGAGAUGCCAUGAUCCUGUCAUGUUUAAUGGAGCACCUGUACACACCCUCUAUGGUGGAGGAUUGUGAGGAGAAACUGCUGGAGCUGCAGUACUUCAUCUCCAGGGACUGGAGGUUGGACCCACGGAUGUACAGGAAGUGUGCCAAAGAAGCAGAGCGACUCUGUAACGCAGGCCCAGACUGGAACGAUACCAAUGACAACCUUCCACCAGGAAUCGUCUUCUCAUGUCUCUACAGGCAUGUCUACAGGAAAGAUGAAGCAAAGCUAAGCCACGCUUGUGCGUUUGAAGUGCGCCGUGUGAUGCACCAGAGAGCGGUGGACGUCCGACUGAACCCCAUGUUGGAGAAGGCUUGCCUGCGGGACCUGGGGGAGUACUGCUCAGAGAAUGUAGAGAAAGGAGAGAUGGAUGUGUUUGAUGGGGCAACUUUACAGAUACCGCCUGACCAGGAAAUGCACUGCCUCCAGGACAACUUCAAGAACCUGAGCAAACCCUGCAGAGAACGAGUGGGCAACUUCACCCAGAUGUCAUCUCAGGAUCUGGAUCUGGACAGAAUCUUCAUGAUGUCUUGUGCCCCUAUGAUAAAGAGGUACUGUAAGGACAUUGUUGACAAAGAAGAGGAUGAUGGGGCCUUGCUGCAGUGCCUGAUUGAAAACAAGAACGAACACGAGAUGAACAAGAAAUGUGCAGCCGGCAUCAUGCACAUGCAGCUGAUCCAGCUGAAGGACUACCGAUUCAGCUUCAAGUUCAAGGAGGCCUGCAAGUCAGAUGUGGUGAAGUACUGCCGCAACAUCAAGAACAAAGCUGAUCUUGUUUCCUGUCUGAGUGAGAUUGUGAGGAAUGACACACUGAUGGAGAACAAACACAGGAUCUCUAAAGACUGCAGGGGACAGCUCAGGGUGGAGUUACUGGACAGGGGUGAGGAUGUGCGUCUAGACCCCAAACUGAUGCAUGAAUGUCACGAUGACAUCAAGAAGCACUGUGACACGGAGCAGGCAGGGGACGCUCGUAUGCUGGAGUGUCUGAAGAGACACAAGAAGAAGCUGUCUGACGGCUGUCAUAUCAAACUGUUUAACCGUGAGCGGGAGGAACUGACUGAUAACAGUGUGGACUACGGCUUCAUGAGGGACUGUAAACCUAUGGUGAAGCGGUUCUGCCCCCAGUCUGACCCUAAGGACGUGUUACACUGCCUCAGGAAAAACAAGAACAAUGAAUUCAUGGAUGAAAGAUGUAGGAAAGCUAUCACACAAAGACAGAUUGAGCAGGCAGAAGACUACAGGCUGGAUGUUGAGCUGCAGAAGAAAUGCAAGAAAGACGUCCCUAAGUUCUGCAGGGACAUCCUGGCUGAAGCAAGGUCAACAGAACUGGAGGGCAAAGUCAUCGGCUGCCUCAAGGCCAAAGUGGGCAAGAAUCGGCUGUCUCCACAAUGUGAGGACCACAUUAAAGAACUGAUGAGGGAGGCAGCCAUCGACUACAGGAUGGACCCACAGCUGGCACAGGGCUGUAUGGAGGAGAUGACCAAAAUGUGCAGCGAGGAGAUGACAAACCUGAGACUGGCAGUGUGGAGGAGUGUCUCAAGAAAAAGUUCUCUGAGAAAAAUAAAUUCAGCAAAAUUGCUACGGUUGCUACAAGAAGGGAAGGCUGACAUCCAUGUCGAUCCACUACUGCACCAGUCCUGUGCACUGGACAUCAAGCACUACUGUGCAGGGAUACCGGCCGGGGAGGGCAGGCGACGAAAAUCAGCAUUGUUGGACCAUUCAUUGAUUCUUGAAUGCCCGGUUGUUAUUUUGCUGCUACAGGAAAUGCACUGCCUCCAGGACAACUUCAAGAACCUGAGCAAACCCUGCAGAGAACGAGUGGGCAACUUCACCCAGAUGUCAUCUCAGGAUCUGGAUCUGGAUAGAAUCUUCAUGAUGUCUUGUGCCCCUAUGAUAAAGAGGUACUGUAAGGACAUUGUUGACAAAGAGGAGGAUGAUGGGGCCUUGCUGCAGUGCCUGAUUGAAAAUAAGAACGAACACGAGAUGAACAAGAAAUGUGCAGCUGGCAUCAUGCACAUGCAGCUGAUCCAGCUGAAGGACUACCGAUUCAGCUUCAAGUUCAAGGAGGCCUGCAAGUCAGAUGUGGUGAAGUACUGCCGCAACAUCAAGAACAAAGCUGAUCUUGUUUCCUGUCUGAGUGAGAUUGUGAGGAAUGACACACUGAUGGAGAACAAACACAGGAUCUCUAAAGACUGCAGGGGACAGCUCAGGGUGGAGUUACUGGACAGGGGUGAGGAUGUGCGUCUAGACCCUAAACUGAUGCAUGAGUGUCACGAUGACAUCAAGAAGCACUGUGACACGGAGCAGGCCGGGGACGCUCGCAUGCUGGAGUGUCUGAAGAGACACAAGAAGAAGCUGUCCGACGGCUGUCAUAUCAAACUGUUUAACCGUGAGCGGGAGGAACUGACUGAUAACAGUGUGGACUAUGGCUUCAUGAGGGACUGUAAACCCAUGGUGAAGCGGUUCUGCCCCCAGUCUGACCCUAAGGACGUGUUACACUGCCUCAGGAAAAACAAGAACAAUGAGUUCAUGGAUGAAAGAUGUAGGAAAGCUAUCACACAAAGACAGAUUGAGCAGGCCGAAGACUACAGGCUGGAUGUUGAGCUGCAGAAGAAGUGCAAGAAAGACGUCCCUAAGUUCUGCAGGGACAUCCUGGCUGAAGCAAGGUCAACAGAACUGGAGGGCAAAGUCAUCGGCUGCCUCAAGGCCAAAGUGGGCAAGAAUCGGCUGUCUCCACAGUGUGAGGACCACAUUAAAGAACUGAUGAGGGAGGCAGCCAUCGACUACAGGAUGGACCCACAGCUGGCACAGGGCUGUAUGGAAGAGAUGACCAAAAUGUGCAGCGAGGAGAUGACAAACCCUGAGACUGGCAGUGUGGAGGAGUGUCUCAAGAAAAAGUUCUCUGAGAAAAAUAAAUUCAGCAAAAUGUGCCAGACGCAAGUGUUACGGUUGCUACAAGAAGGGAAGGCUGACAUCCAUGUCGAUCCACUACUGCACCAGUCCUGUGCACUGGACAUCAAGCACUACUGUGCAGGGAUACCGGCCGGGGAGGGCAGGCAAAUGUCCUGUCUGCUGGAGGCACUAGAGGACAGAACUGUGCACCUCCAGCGAGACUGUGAGGAGAAGCUGAAGAGCAGGGUGGAGAUGUGGGAAUAUGCUGCUAAGGUUGCUCCUCCGGAGACCUUUAACGAGCUAAUGGUACAGAUGUCGGCAUCCCCAGCGAGAAAUUAUUUCGUGGGUGUAAUAUGUGGAGCAGUCCUCAUCAUCCUCUGUUUGGGAGUGCUUACAGGCAGAAUGACGAAAAGGGUUCGAGCGGAACUUAAGAACCGGUAGCGCUAGUCCUGCACUGGCCCCCAGUCUUUCACCCUGCAGUAAACAAGGCUCAAAGUGGCCAUGAAACAUGUUGUGUAGCUCAUGCUCCUUAGCUAUCAAUCUAAAACAUUGGGUACUGUUUGUGUAUUUUCCCAUCCUACAGAAUGGACUGACUGCUUACUGCCUUUAAAGUAGAUAUGACUGAUAGCUAUGGAUCCAGAGCUAUACAGCAGUGGUAUUCAUUCAUCACUGAUGUACAGACUGUAGAUGUUAAUGGUAGGGAAGGGGUUACUGGUUGGGAAGUGUGAUUUUUCAACCUGUCCUGUUCCCAUGUAUCAACAUCAACUCUUUGUACUGUAGACUACAGUAGUUGUUUCCAUGUAUUGAGCUACGCUACGCUUGGUGUCAUACACAGCUUGCUGGUCAAAUAAGAGAUUUUUGCUCUUGGCUUUAUUUGCUUGUUUAGCACAUUAUCAGCCUACGCCAAUUUCUUACAAAACCGCUUUCUUGAUCAGCCUGUGCCAAUUUCAUACAGAACUGUUUUCAUGAUCACUGUCAUGCUAAUUCUGCCUUGAAAUCUUAUUUUGGGACUGUUCGAAAGAACACAAUAUAUGUUAAACUGAAAUUCAUAGAAUGCUUUUCUCCAAUUUGAGGCUUUUGCCUGCUACAUGCAGUAAAUAUGUAUACUUAAUGUGAUUGUUCUAUGAUUCUCCAAUAGCGUGUAUAUUUUGAGAUAAUGGUAACAACUGCUUUGCUGUCAUUUCAGUUUGGUGAAGUGCCUUCACCUGGUUACAAAAUACUCAAUGAAUAGUUGAAUGUGAAUUACUGUGGCAUAUUGCACAGUAGGAUGCUGGAAAAGUAUGUGCUUUGCCCUGUUCUGUAGUGUAGUGAUGAUUUUGAAUGAUUUUAGAAUUGAGAAAACAUUCAGAAUGGAAACUAAUUAAUGGCUCUGCUUUAUUCCUGACAUACAGGGCAAAUAUUAGGAAAUAUGAAUUUUGAAUGUAAAAUGUGGAAUUUUGUUGACUGUGGCAAUGAAGCAAUUAAUGCAAAAUUCCAAUUUGAUUUUUUUAAUGAUUUAGGACUAAUGCUGACGCAUCAGUCAAGUCAUAUCAGCCAACACAAAAAUCUCUGUAUCUUGUGUUUUGAUUAGAUACCGUGCCUUGUAAACCUUCUAGGUGUAUUGGCUGACACAUCGCUGUGGAGUACAGUAGUGCAGUGGCUUACUCGGCCCACCAGGGACGACAGAUGAUGAUGAUGAGGUGUUUUGAGUUGCCACCGCAUGUUGCUAAGGCUCAGAUUUGAUUAUAGUCGUUACUAUGAAACAGUCCCAAAUUGUUCAAAAGGAUGUUUUAUGGACAUCAUCAUAAACGCAAACCACAAAAACCACAAAUAGAAUGUUUGAACAACAGUCCAACUCUCUAUCUUGGACUGAAUAUGAUUGUUUUUGUAAAAGUAUUUUGUAGCUUGUUCUUUUUUCUAGCCGUGGUUAAGUUGUAGAUGGAUACUUUGCGUACAUUGUAGACACUUUGUUCUUCGAAUCCUAUGCAUUGGCAUUAAUAUUGAUAUUUCCCUGUUGGGAAUUGAUCUGUUAUGGGGAGGGCCAAAAUCUGCACCUGAUUUGCAAAAAGCUUGCUCAUUUAACAUAAAACCAUGUUGCCCCUGAUUCAAUCCAGCUAUGGACAUCUUAAACUUGAACCACUUUUUCUGUGUAGUUCUGGAUAGAAUGCCACAGUCACUAAGUGAGAUAAAGCAAAAAGCUGUGUGUAACCAUGUCAGACCUUAGGCUGCCUUCUUCUUGGUUGGAAAUGUUUGAUUAUGGUGAAGAGGUUUAAACAAUAAACAGAAAUGUAUACAGUUCUGGGGGGAUGUUGUAUAACAUAUAUUCUCUUGCCAAGGAACUCAUAUUGUAUGACAUUGAAGCUAUAUUCAGGAAGAAAUGACAUGAAUGUGUCCAGCUGUGUUAUUUUGUGUCUAAGUAUGUUCAUAUUAUACACAAGACCUAAACUGGCUUUGGCAUUAAGUAGGGCAGAUGUCUGUGCAUGUCACUGUUGAGUUCAUGCCAUUUCAUCAGUAUUUCCAUGUCACAAUUGUUUAAGUGAGAGGCUUGCUUUUCAAAAGUUACAGAUUUUUUAAUGGUAAAUCUCGUUUGAGUGAAUGUAAAAUGAGCCACUGAGGAGAGUGCAGCAUUUUGAUUUAGAAUUUGCAUUGGUAACCUAGUCAUACUUAUAAGUGUAUGGAGCUGAGCAUGCUUGUAUUCCUGUCAACAUCUAUAAGGUAAAUCUCUGAUGAUGGGAUUGGUAGAGGGCAUGUAGAAAUAUGAUAGAUAUGUACAGGAUCCUUUCUUCAAAGACUAUUUUCUUCUUGUGAUGAGAUUUUUUGCCUUGAUGAUGUAGAGAAUGUCAGUCAACAAUUUGUGGAGUCUCUGUUCAGGUGUACAUGUAGGAUAAUGGUCCCUGGGGAAGGCAGAGACUCAGAUUAUUGUUUGUAGAGGUGUAGCUGCUAUUCAAGUUUUGUCGAUUCUUUAAUCAGUAAAUAAUAUUCAAUGGUAUUGCAUACUCGUCAAGUACACUGUAAAUGUUCAUAAUAUUGAGAGAAGUUUUUGGUUAUGAUACAGCUGAUAGGAAAUGUCAUAUAUUGCCAGAAAAGAUGAUGACUGAUAUCUAGUAACAUCUGUCCUCCCCAGGGGCUGUAUUGAAACAGGGACUUCAGAAGUUCAGUAGCAACUUUUCUAGUGUAUGUGCCUAAUUUGGAAUCCUCUGCUGUAUUGUAUGUGAAGAAGAUGACAGGCUUAAUUUUGUAUGUAGUGUAGAUGGGAGCUGUCACUUUACUGCUUUAGUGUCAGGUCAAGAGUUUCCAUUGCUGCUGUUUUGAAUGAUGCCACUACACUUCCUCUGAAGGGAGGUACUGGGGUACGUAAAUGUUAUCAGCCAUGAUGCACAGAUAGAUUAUUAAUGGCAGGGACCAGAUACACAUAUACAUGUAAGGUAUGUUGUACUUACCCUGUACCCAGUGUACUUUAUACCACUGCCUCCAGACAUGGCUUUCAUUAGCUAGGACCCAUUAAAAACCUCUGAUCAAGAGAGAUGGCUGGCACUUUGUCAAAAUAGUGAUAGCCACCUGUCUCGAUCAGAUCUGUCAGGCCCUUGGACGCAAAUAUUGCUAUGCCUGGAGGCAAUAGUAGAAACACUAAGGGCAGCAAAAGUUCAACAUCUCCAAUUAGUACAUGUGUAUGUGUGGGUAUUUCAUGCUGGGACACAAUCUGGUAGAACUAGCUUGAUGAACAAGCCAUGAGCUGGGACUCAUUGGGUGGUUUGAGAUUGAGUUUUCAUCAGCUGUUUUUGUACAUAGAAACAUAGGCUAGUGAACUCUACCAGGAUACUUAACACUUCUAAUGGACCAAACAUUUCCUACAUAAUCAUUGAACAAGUGUCUCUUUUCACAUGCCCUGCCUAUUUAGUACAUGUGCUUAAAGCAAGUAUGUGUAAGUAUGUUCCUUCAGAGGAAGUGUGGUGAUUUAGCACAUAAUUUCAUUCUGUAUGUUCAGUAUUUCAAUUUUUGGUGUCGCUGCCCCAAACUGUACAUGGUGUAUCUAUUUCUUUGAACAAUAAACUGCCUUUACAAAGUUGCAGAGUA